ACUAUUCGAUACAUCGCCAACAGCUGAUGGCAAACAAUUGAAAAUAUAGCGCUGUUGUUGACAUGUUUUUGUUCAUAAGCCGUCCCAUGGGGACGCUGGGCAAUCGCAUGCGAGCGGUGCGUGACCGCUUGGGCGAUGAUUUUCUAGACAAGCUCGAUGAAUUACAUCUGAAUGCACUGCGCACUGGUUUGGUGUCCACUGCGGAUCUGCAGGAAGCUUAUCGAAAGGCGCGCGACAGGAAUGCCAAUCAAAACCGGUUGAAUUUCCUGUGGCUGUUAGGCAUCAUAUUCUUCAUAAUGGUGGCGACGCCCGUUUUCUACGAGACCAUCUCGUUCCUGCUGGGCGUGCGCUGCUUCCUGCCCAACAACCACCUGGUCUGGGAGGCAACGCGCCCAAUCAGCGACUGUGAGUUCUGCAAGGGCGUUGUGGCGCCUCUAAUUUUACCUAAUCUGACGCGCGAAGACUUUGCCCGAUAUGCCUACUCCUCGCGGCCAAUCAUUGUGAAAAAGGCUGUUGCGCAUUGGCCAGCAGAGCGAAGUCUUAACUAUACAUACAUCAAGGAACUUUAUGAGAGCGUGCCCGGUGCUUUGGACACAAUAUGCCAGUUUCAGCACUUUAAUUCGGACCUCAAAUCCUUGCGUGACGUUUUCCAGAUGUCUCCGAAACGCGCCAAUCUGAGCGAGGGUGCGCCAUGGUUUGUGGGAUGGAGCGUUUGCCAUCCGACGGUGCUCACGGAGCUGCGCAAGUUGUAUCCACGGCCACACUUUCUGCCCGUCGAUGCUGAAAUGCCGAACACAGACUAUAUUCUGAUGGGCUACGAGCAGGGUGCCGUCAUGCACCUGGACUAUAUUCCGCGACUCAUGUGGCAGGCACAGCUGCAGGGAAACAAAAGCUGGUUUCUGUCGCCCGCGCCGGAAUGCGAUCAUCAAUGUCAGUCGUUCUUCUUUUAUGUUGAGCCAGGCGAUGCAGUUCUGGUGGACACACGCACCUGGUAUCAUGCCAAUACCAUACCCAGAGGUCAAUUCUCGCUCACCGUGCAAUCUGAAUACGGAUAAGUGAAAACACUUCAUAUAAAAGUCUGAUACUAGAUUUAAGCGGUCUGUCAAUAAAUGUAAGCUCGUAUUUAUCGAAAAAGAA
Molecule: messenger RNA, 1137 nt
Organism: Drosophila novamexicana
Lineage: Eukaryota; Metazoa; Arthropoda; Insecta; Diptera; Drosophilidae
Exons: 3
Coding region: 63-1055 (330 amino acids)
Source: RefSeq, a predicted model, not a curated record